AUGGCUACCACUCAACAGAAUGAUGGAAGAAAUACUGCUCCGGUUGAUGCUUCUCCUAAUGUUGUUGGGACACAAGAAGCGGCGGAAAACGCUGCUAAUGUUCGUGGGAAAACGGAUCCUGCUUGGGAGCAUUUUGCAUUUCAAAAGGAAGGAAUGUCAUGUACGUACACUUGCCUCUAUUGUGGAACAUCAUACAAAGGCGGGGGGAUAAAUAGAAUGAAGCACCAUCUUGCAGGCAUACCAGGUCAAAUAUCUGCUUGCAAGAAAGUUCCUCCUAAUGUUCGCCAUAGAAUGGUAGCUUUAUUAGAAAGUAUUGAACAAAAGAAAAAUGAAGCCAAGAAUAACCGCAAUGAAGCAUUUGGUGAUGGAGCUAUUGAUGAAGUUGGUAAUGAACUUAAUGCUUGUCCAACUGUAACACCUGCAUCUACUCAAAGCAAAGGAAAAACGAAAGUUACAGGUGAAAUUGACAAUUACUUUGCUCCAAGAACGACUCUUGGAUCCCAACCAACACUUAAAAGUGUUUUGUCUAGUAAAGAAGCUGUACACAAAGCUAAGAUGGCAAUUGCUAGAUGGUUUUUUGAUGCUUGCAUUCCAUUUAAUGCAUUACAAUCACCAUAUUUUCAGCCAGCAUUGGAUGCAGCUGUUGCCAUUGGCUCUGGUUUUAAAGGUCCAUCUUAUGAUGAAUUAAGGGUCAACUUGUUAGGAGAUUGCAAGAAAGAGUGUCAGUUACUUGUUGAAAGCCACCGGGCCAAUUGGGCUAAGUAUGGAUGUACAAUCAUGGCUGAUGGAUGGAGUGAUCAACGACAAAGAACUUUGAUAAAUUUUAUGGUUUAUUGUCAUACAGGCAUGUCAUUUGUCAAAUCUGUGGAUGCAUCUGAUGUUGUGAAAGAUGCUUCAACAUUGUGCAACUUGUUUUCUGAAGUUAUUGAGUGGGUUGGACCUCAAAACGUGGUUCAUGUUGUCACAGAUAAUGCGGCUAACUAUGUAGCUGCCGGUAAAUUGCUUCAUCAGAAAUAUGAGAACAUUUUUUGA
Messenger RNA from Lotus japonicus, 1032 nucleotides. RefSeq lists its product as uncharacterized. The coding region runs from base 1 to 1032 and encodes 343 amino acids. The transcript is spliced from 3 exons. The record is from RefSeq and is a predicted model, not a curated record. Gene Ontology annotation, molecular function: DNA binding. NCBI's taxonomy places the organism in Eukaryota, Viridiplantae, Streptophyta, Magnoliopsida, Fabales, Fabaceae.